This is a messenger RNA of Carassius auratus (goldfish), 912 nucleotides long. RefSeq lists its product as uncharacterized. The coding region runs from base 137 to 889 and encodes 250 amino acids. The transcript is spliced from 6 exons. NCBI's taxonomy places the organism in Eukaryota, Metazoa, Chordata, Actinopteri, Cypriniformes, Cyprinidae. The record is from RefSeq and is a predicted model, not a curated record.
AGGGGUCGUAACGUAGGCUAAAGGACAAGGAAUGCUUUUUACAUUUGAUUUUUUAAAAUACAAUCACGGUUUUGUUUCUAAAAUGCAAACUCAAGUUUUUUGUUUGCAAGUGAAAAUGUAUUAAGAAUGCUGUGCAAUGUGUUUUUGUCUUUGUUCUAGAAAAAAAAACACUUUAGAAAGUUCUGAUGACGAAACAGACAUUGAGAUGAAGCGACAAUAUGAAAAAGCAAAAAGACAAAAAAAAGUUGCAAAAGAGAGGAUCCUCACUCAGUUGAAGGAUACACUGAGGAAACCACUCCACUCCACUCCAUGCAGAACCAAUCCAUUACAUAGUGAGGAGGAAGUUGAAUUCGAAACGGUGGACACAAACGUGGAUUUGUUCAAUUACCCAGGGAAUUCUCAAUCAACCGAUACCUUAGAUGCUGCUGAGGCAAGUGGAGAGAGCGUGGAACAGCCAUUAUUUGUCAGUGGUGAAGUGUUGAAAGCUUUGAAAGAAAUCUCAACUGUGGCGUUUGGCAUCUUGUUCCUACCCCACUUACGAUGUGUUUUUACACGUAUUACCUGUGGUGUGCAUCAGGAGUGGAGCAGUACAUGUAUUCGUAUUGAACCAACAAACAAGGGACUCAUGCACAACCAUCACAAAACAGAAAGACAGUCGAGGAUCAUCAGAAAUUCCCACCUUAGUGCAGUGUGUCAAGGAACUAAUAUCCUCAAUGAACAGAGGGAUCGAUACAGCAAGCACAAGCUCAGGGUCCUCCAGCGCAGCCCAAGAGAUGAUAUUCUUGUAUGCUUCCUUGAAAAUCUGCCAAGGAGAGUAAAUGAUAAAACAGAUCCAAGUGAAAUGAACACUGCUGAACCAGAGAGCACACAUGUUUGUGAACCAGCCUGAACUGGAUCUCAGCAAAGAUUCUC